Molecule: messenger RNA, 1593 nt
Organism: Daldinia loculata
Lineage: Eukaryota; Fungi; Ascomycota; Sordariomycetes; Xylariales; Hypoxylaceae
Product: putative isomerase YbhE
Exons: 1
Coding region: 235-1407 (390 amino acids)
Molecular function (GO): protein binding; 6-phosphogluconolactonase activity
Source: RefSeq, a predicted model, not a curated record
AGUUAGUUUGCUCCCAAGUAAUGUUGUUCCACUACAACAACCACGCUUCUACUGUUACUUAACAGUUCAGCUGUAUCUACUUAAGCUGAACACCUAUAUAAUCACCUCCAUCGCCAAUCUUUUCAUCGAUGAGUACAAGUCAAAAAACCAUAUACCUAUCACUUAUCCUGUUCUGUAUUUUACAAUAUCUACCUGACUAUUUCUAAAACAAACACGAAUUCCAAAUCGAGCAUCAUGGCUGACCAAGGUUCUUUGGUCCCCCCGCUGGGAAAGCUCAUUGUCGGCAAUGAAAACCAGAUUCUACUUGUCAAUUUCAACGGCGCCGAGUUCUCUAUAGCUGCCAGAUGUAUAAUCCCGAAAUGGUUGCCCAGUUCAAUAUUAUUCAAAGAGCCUAACUUGCUUUACGCUGUAAAUGAGAUAGGUAUGGAAACUAGCAUGUUGAGGCUGGUACCUAACACUCCGGCCAACGGUCCUCCUGUUGCACCUGACGCUAUAGGUUUCGACAAGCUUUCGUUCGUUAACAAUGCCCAGGGCUCACUUGGGGGCAACCACAUCGCGUUCAACGCCGACAAGACUCGCAUUGUUGAGACUUGCUACUCAAGCGGCAGAAUCGAUGUCUGGGACAUCUCAGGAGAGAGCAACCUCCCUGUUUUAAAAAAGAGUAUCCGGACUAGAACUGAAAAUGGCUACCAGUGGCCGCGUCAACGUAGACCAGGGCCACGUCAAGCCAUACUCGACCCGACUGGACGCUUUUUUAUUAUAUCGAAUCCUGGUACCAGUUCGUUACACGUCAUGGACACCCUGAAUGACAGGUACGAGAUCACGGGCAUUACCGCCGUACCCAACACAAUCUCACCGGAGAGUAUGGCUUGUAUCACACAUGGAGGAACGCACUACUUGGUGGUGGCAGGGGGCCUCUCUACUGCAAUCGCCUUAAUGAAAAUGGAGUACACCGAUGCUAUAAUCCGGUUCACCACGGUCCACUGGGGACACGCCGGUAGGAGAUGGGACCGAGGUGAGAUAAUCAUGUCGGCGUUCACAGGACUCGAAGUCGCCAAAAACCAGCGUGACGUUUACCUCUGGAAUCGAUUCCCAGGCGAGAACUCAGGCCACAUCGCACACUUUAGACUCACCGAAGACGGGGGCGUGGUAGGGCUUACUUAUGUCCACAACAUACCAACCCGCGACAUACAGCCGCGCAUGGUCAGUCUAAGUGGAGAUGACAACCAAGAGUUUGUAUUCGUGGCCAACGAGUAUGGGGAAUCGGGUCUCGUCGCAUUCAGGCGAGACCCGACGACGGGUAGGCUGGACCCGAACCCCGCCGCGACGUUUCCAAAUGAGCUUCUUGCUCCCUACGGAGCUUCACCGCAUGUGCUGAGAGGCGUUCAGUUUGUUCGUGAGCUUUAGUUUAAAUAUAAGUAGUUUUGCAAGAUAGACCAACCAAAGGGGAAGAAUGCUGGAUAGUUACCUAACCUACCCUGGGUAAAGUAGUUUCUGGGAUUGUGUUAUUCAUGAUAAAAGGGGAUUGCCCUUUAGUUAUGAAAAUACCACCCUUUUGUUGCGCAAUAUAAAGUAAUUGUUCUAUUAAUUAGG